Molecule: messenger RNA, 621 nt
Organism: Amphibalanus amphitrite
Lineage: Eukaryota; Metazoa; Arthropoda; Thecostraca; Balanomorpha; Balanidae
Exons: 1
Coding region: 1-621 (206 amino acids)
Source: RefSeq, a predicted model, not a curated record
AUGCCGGACGCCACGGAGUUGGACAACGCAGCACCGCGGGGCGCCCCUCCCGCGACGGUGUCCAACGGGCCUCCAGCUGAGACCGCUCAACGGCCGCUAGCUUCGUUCCGCCUGCCACCAUACACGCCAGAAGAGCCCGAUCUAUGGCUCCUACAGGUCGAAUGCGCGUUCGACAUCAGCGGCGUAAGCUCCGACGAGCUCCGGUACAAACUUCUAGUCGCCAACCUGCCAGCGACUAUCGCCGUCCAGGUCAAGGACGUGAUAAGGACAUCAAGGUCAUUCACCGCCCUGUGCGACGCGCUGAAGUCUCGCCUUGCGCAAUCCCGGGCCGACAGGCUGCAGUCGCUACUCAGCCGACAGCAGCUCGGCGACCAAAAGCCGACGGCGCUCCUCCGUUCCAUGAGGAACGAGCUGGCCGCCGCCGGGGACGCUCCCGUGGACACGGAGCUGUUCCGGACACUCUUCAAACAACGUCUGCCGCAGCCCGUCCGCGCUGCCCUGGCCCUACUGCCGGCCGACAGCGCACUGGACGCGCUGGCAGAAGCGGCAGACCGAUACCUGGACGCCAGCGGACCCGCGAACCCUCAUCGACCCGCGGACCCUCAUCCCGCAGGGGGCUGA